This is a messenger RNA of Trametes versicolor FP-101664 SS1, 1639 nucleotides long. RefSeq lists its product as uncharacterized. The transcript is spliced from 4 exons. Lineage: Eukaryota; Fungi; Basidiomycota; Agaricomycetes; Polyporales; Polyporaceae. Bases 1 to 1440 code for a protein of 479 amino acids. The record is from RefSeq and is a predicted model, not a curated record.
AUGGAGGCUGAGGAUCCCGAUUACCUCUGUGCCCUUGCCUUUUCUCUCAACGAUCGCAACCCAGAUCGCCGCAACGUCGUAGAUCGCCCUCUCAAGAAUGGCGAAUCGAAAAGAGCGGCGGUCCUGGAUGCACUCGCCCGACUCCUCGUUCACAAGGGCAGGGACCAAGUGGUGGCAGUCGGCGCCGGAUUGAACGCUGGCCACGUUGAAUUCUACGUCACAGAGAAUACGGCGGUCUCCCCUCUGACCGUCCCACAUCUGCACAACAUCUGCACGCGGCUCAUCGACAUCCGAGCCACUAUCCAGGCCUCUCCCGACCACGCCGCCAUCCUCCGCACGAUCUCCUCCCCAGUUCAUCUCAAGGCGGAUACCGCGGAGUCUGCCUUCGCCUCUCUCCGCGGCCUCCAACUGUCUCUAGUCAGCCAUUCCAUCGAACGCAUACAGGCCCGGUUCACGAAAUUACACUGGCCCAACAAGGUCGACCAUGUCCUCACAUGCAUCAUAGGUCCUCCCGCGAAAACUCGAGUUGACCUCUCCGAACGCGAGCGACGUGCUCUGGAGGAGCUUCAAGCGUCUACUAUUGUACAGCUGUCUGUCAGACAGCUCGGUGAUGCUGUUCAGCUCAUACGGGAGUCCAUCGAUCAGGGAUCCAACUACGACGUGGACAAAGUACGCCGAGCGUGCAUAGCGCUGGCCACCGUUGUUAAUACCAUACCUGCCCACACGAUGGUCUCCUUCGAUCAGUUUAUUUUCGCAUAUGUCAACCGCAUACAUGAACCUCCCAGAAAGUCACCCAACAUGGCCAAAUGGCUGAAGAAGGUUUCCUUCGUGAUCGCGGAGUAUCGGAGCCUACUCAAAAUUCUCACUACGCCCUCUCUCUCCGCCCUGUUCGGCGAUCAUGUCGUCAUUCAUUCCGUUGUCAACAGGCCGCCGAGGAGAGCUUUUGUCACGAACCUCGAGAUCGGUAACAUCACGACGACGUUCGACGACCUUGGAUUCAAUGCACGUAACUUCAAGAAUAUCCAGGACCUCGUUGUCGAAGUCGCACAUCUAGCCAACCACACCAAGGUGAAGCUUGUUCACUGCGAGUGCGCUUUACUCUGCCAUCUCGACCAGCUUGGACAAGCGAUGCUGCCAUACAUUGGGGUUUCGAAACUGUCUUGUGCGUUCUGCGAUAUGUACUUCGACUGCUACCGGCGCAACAAGGAAUCCGAGGUGCGCACUCGUGGAACCUACGGGCAGACCACCGCGUGGAUGUGGCCCGACCUCCCCGACGACGGCCCUAUCAGGACGAUGUUUUGCAGGAAGCUCCGCCUAUAUCUCCAGGAGAGGCUUGAGGACGCGAAGGCACAGAGUAGGGCAUCAAUGGACUCUCAAAGCACGUCGGCCUCCGACGACAUCGAAGGCGUAAACGAUUGGAUGAGACUUUAUGAAGAUUGACCGAGUAACAGACAGAGUUUAGGGUGAUGUGCAUAGCGACGUUGUGAAGUGAAUUGGAUUGAUUUGUACAGUAUGUAGUAUGUUUUGGGUGUUUCUUUUUUCUCUGAAAUAUGUAUACUGUGAUCUGUGUUCUAACUAGAGAUACAGAUGUAUCCUUAUAACAACAUCUUGUGAGGGCUGGGCGUAGUAGUGCUGAUGC